CACACGGAAGGGUACCGACCCUGAGAAAAAGAAAUUAGCCACACUGGGACUUCCAGGACAAAGGCUCUUAAGGUCCUCCUGCCUUGAUGGAUUAUACACUGGAGCCCAAUAUGACAACAAUAACUGACUUCUACUAUCCUGAUAUCUUCUCAAGCCCCUGUGAUGGGGAACUUAUUCAGAGAGAAAACAGCUGGUGUCUUGCUAUCUUUUACUGCCUCCUGUUUGUAUUUGGUCUUCUGGGAAACAGCCUGGUCAUCCUGGUCCUUGUCACCUGCAAGAAGUUGAAGAGCAUCACGGAUGUGUACCUCUUGAACCUGGCCCUGUCUGAUCUGCUUUUCGUCUUCUCCUUCCCCUUUCAGACCCACUAUCAUCUGGACCAGUGGGUGUUUGGGACUGUGAUGUGCAAGGUGAUCUCUGGCUUUUAUUACAUUGGCUUUUUCAGCAGCAUGUUCUUCAUCACUCUCAUGAGUGUGGACAGGUACCUGGCUGUUGUCCAUGCAGUGUAUGCCAUGAAGGUAAGGACAGCCAGAAUGGGCACAGCCCUGAGCCUGGCAGCAUGGCUGACUGCCGUCAUAGCCACCAGCCCAUUGCUAGUGUUUUACCAAGUGGCCUCUGAAGAUGGCAUUCUGCAGUGUUAUUCAUUUUACAAUCACCAGACACUGAAGUGGAAGAUCUUCACCCACUUUGAAAUGAAUAUCUUAGGCCUCUUGAUCCCAUUCACCAUUCUUAUUUUCUGCUACAUCAGCAUCCUGCUCCAGCUGAAGAGAUGCCAAAACCACAACAAGACCAAGGCCAUCAGGCUGGUGCUCAUUGUUGUCGUUGUGUCCCUACUAUUCUGGGUCCCAUUCAACGUGGUUCUCUUCCUCACUUCCUUGCACAACAUGCACAUCUUGGAUGGAUGUGUCAUGAGCCAGCGGUUGAUUUAUGCCACCCAUGUCACAGAAACCAUUUCCUUCACUCACUGCUGUGUGAACCCUCUUAUCUAUGCUUUCAUGGGUGAGAAAUUCAAGAAACACCUCUCAGAAAUAUUUCAGAAAAGUUGCAGCCAUAUUUUACUCUGCACAGGGAGACGAGUCUCCAAGGAGGGCUGGGAAAGGUCAUCGUAUUUGCAUCAGCAUUCGUCACGUUCCUCCAGCACAGACUACAUCUUAUGAGGAGGUGCCUCUGGUGGGCUCUGGCUUCACACCACUCUUUAUGGUGGAUUCUGAAGCUUCAUAAAGAGAAACUCUUAGAACAUGGGUUACAGACUCAACACAACACAACACUGCAGCUUUAAAUUGUUCAUUGUUAAAAGAAUGAGUUAAAUUUAUGAGUAUUGUGUGAAUGUAUCUCUAAAACAACAAGCUAGGAGAAGAAAAGAAAGACACAAAAUGGCAUUUAAUGAAUUCCUACUAUUGCAAAUUAAUCUUCUCUAGAAAUAUUCUAUUUUGGAUACCUUUUAUGUGAUGGGAGUUAGGGGGAGGGUAGUGGCGGUGGUAGGCACUAUAAGCAAUGCAAACAAAACCAGACAACAUUUUCAAAAAGGGUGGGACAAAAAAAACAUGACUUCUAAUAACAAUAGUUAAUAGGUAGUGGGAGUUUAGUUCUAAAGGCUUUGUAUGUAUCAAUUCAUUUAAUCUUCAUAAUAACCCUAUAAGUUAGGGCCUAUUACAGUUGAAGAAGUUAAGCUGCUUGCCCAAAGUUACAUUGCAUGUAGCAGAACUUAAUCACUGUGCGGAGCUACCUCUCUGUUUAGGGCAAAUUGGGAAAUCUCUAAGCCUAGGCUUACAUCACUUACUAUUAUUAUUAUUAUUAUUUAAUUUUUCUUAAAACACUGUUAAGGGAAACUUAAGGGGAAAAUACCCAUCCUCCUGCCAUUCUAAUAAAAUACUGGUUUCCCUUUAUUUCUGAGCUAAUUUCAUGCAGCAACAGGUAUGGUAAUUAAAAAGCACGGUCUAUCAAAGGCAACAUGACUGGGUAGUUUCUAUCCUGCUAUAACUAACAUGACCUUGGGUAAGUCACUUUACCUCUCCCCUUUCCCAGACUGGGGGGAGGAAUAAAAAUGAUCUGAGACAGUUUCCAACUUCUAAGUUCCAUGAUUUCAUAAACAUUAUUGCACUUAGAGAUAAAUAACCCAAAGGCACAUGAAGUAACAUAGUCUUAAUCCCUAACUCAACCAAUUCAGAAAACUGUAACAGGUUCUGGGAGGACAGGCCAAGGAAGGAAUUCGAGAAUUACACAGUCUCCCUUCUGGGAGGGUCUAUCAUUCUGGAAAUUUCUCCUACCGUAGACACAGCUCUUUGGUUGGAAGUGAGCUCUUCAACCAAGGCAGCCAAUCUAUCGCUCAGGGGCAUCAGACUAUUCAGCAUGGGCAGUGACCAAAUGGGAUUUUCUCUUUUGGGAAACUUGAGCUUAUAUUAGAUAGAGUCUGCAAGUAGUGGCAGAAACAUACAGAAGUUUCUACACCCCUAACACCCCAGAAGAUUUUCUUCUGCCCCUUCCAGUAAUUCUCCCCUAAGGGGAAGUAAAUACUAUUUUGACAUUGAUCACCAUAGAUUUGAUUUUCCAGUUUUUGAAAUAUGUAUAUAAAUGAAAUCAUACAGCAUGUGUAGUCUUUUGUGUCUGGCUUCUUUUAGUCCUCAUGUCUUUCAGUCAUCAUGUCUGUGAGAUCCAUCCAUGCCAUUGCUUGUAGAAGUAGUUUGUUCAUUUUUAUUGCUGCAUAGUAUUCCAUUGUAUGAAUAUACCAAAAAUUUUGGGUCCAUUGUACUAUUUAGUAUUAUAAAUAGAACUUCUUGGUAGGCAAAAACAUUCAUUUCUUUUGGAGAUAUAUCUUGGGAUGGAAUUUCUGAAUCAUAGCAUUUAAGUGUGCUGAGAUUUAUCAGGUGUUACCAAACUGUUUUCCAAAAUGGAUGUACCAAUUUACCCUCCCAUCAACAAUGUCGAGAAUUCUGACUGUUCCACAACCUUGUCAACACUUUUAUCGUCAGUCUUUUUAAUCUUAAUCAUUCUGGUAGGUAUGUACUCACAUCUCAUUGUGAUUUUAAUUAGGAAUUACUUGAUGAAUAAUGAUGUUGAGUGCCUUUUCAAAUGUUUAUUGGCCAUGUAGAUACCUCUUUUGGAAAGUGCCUGUUUAAAUGUUUUGCUUAUUUUUAUUAGGUUAUCUUUUUAUUAUUAAUUUUUAGGAAUUUAAAAAUAUAUCCUUGAUAU
Messenger RNA from Choloepus didactylus (southern two-toed sloth), 3186 nucleotides. It is a transcript of the gene CCR8, whose product is annotated as C-C motif chemokine receptor 8. Lineage: Eukaryota; Metazoa; Chordata; Mammalia; Pilosa; Megalonychidae. Gene Ontology annotation, molecular function: C-C chemokine receptor activity. Gene Ontology annotation, biological process: G protein-coupled receptor signaling pathway; chemotaxis; immune response. Gene Ontology annotation, cellular component: membrane. The transcript is spliced from 2 exons. The coding region runs from base 87 to 1154 and encodes 355 amino acids. The record is from RefSeq and is a predicted model, not a curated record.